This is a messenger RNA of Plutella xylostella (diamondback moth), 2253 nucleotides long. It is a transcript of the gene CkIIalpha, whose product is annotated as casein kinase II subunit alpha. NCBI's taxonomy places the organism in Eukaryota, Metazoa, Arthropoda, Insecta, Lepidoptera, Plutellidae. Gene Ontology annotation, cellular component: protein kinase CK2 complex; nucleus; cytosol. Gene Ontology annotation, molecular function: ATP binding; protein serine/threonine kinase activity. The record is from RefSeq and is a predicted model, not a curated record. Gene Ontology annotation, biological process: peptidyl-threonine phosphorylation; peptidyl-serine phosphorylation; regulation of cell cycle.
CAUUGUCUAUGGAUGGGCGACCGAUACCGACAUGGGCGGGCGUCCAUCUUGAAUUUUACUGAAUUUGAGCCGGAUAUAUUUGUGAUAAAAAAGUGUUUUUUGUAGCUUGGGCUUCAUCGAAAUUGUAAAUUUUUAGGAAGUUCUAUGUCUGCUGAAAUGAAAUAACAUUAAAAUUACGCUAAACCUCAGUAAUGUGUUAGCAUCGUUAAUCAAGAAGACUUACGCGAUAUCCGGAGAGAGCUUGUUCAAUAAAACUCUAGGUGGGCCGAGGUUUAGUACAAUGGCAGUACCUAGUAGAGCUCGGGUAUAUGCCGAUGUGAAUUCACAGAAAACGAGAGAAUAUUGGGACUAUGAAAGCUAUGUUGUUGAUUGGGGCAAUCAAGAUGAUUACCAGUUGGUCCGCAAGCUAGGUCGAGGAAAAUACAGUGAAGUAUUCGAAGCAAUAAAUAUCACAAAUAAUGAGAAAUGUGUAGUGAAAAUACUGAAGCCUGUCAAGAAGAAGAAGAUUAAAAGAGAAAUAAAAAUAUUAGAAAACUUAAGAGGAGGCACAAAUAUAAUAACAUUACAAGCUGUUGUUAAAGAUCCUGUUUCUCGUACUCCUGCAUUAAUUUUUGAACAUGUCAACAACACUGACUUCAAGCAACUGUAUCAAACUCUAUCGGAUUAUGACAUAAGGUAUUAUUUGUAUGAGCUGUUGAAAGCUCUAGACUACUGUCACAGUAUGGGCAUCAUGCAUAGAGAUGUCAAGCCUCACAAUGUCAUGAUUGAUCAUGACAACAGGAAGCUGCGUCUUAUUGACUGGGGCUUAGCUGAAUUUUAUCACCCAGGUCAAGAGUACAAUGUCCGAGUGGCUUCAAGAUAUUUCAAGGGUCCGGAGCUCCUUGUAGAUUAUCAAAUGUAUGACUACUCACUGGACAUGUGGUCUCUGGGCUGCAUGCUGGCGUCCAUGAUCUUCCGCAAGGAACCAUUCUUCCAUGGUCAUGAUAACUAUGACCAGCUCGUGCGUAUUGCGAAAGUUCUUGGCACUGAAGAGCUUCUUGAAUAUUUGGACAAAUAUCAUAUAGACCUUGAUCCACGGUUUAAUGAUAUUCUUGGGAGGCAUUCUCGCAAGCGAUGGGAAAGGUUUGUGCACUCUGAAAAUCAACACCUGGUGUCUCCAGAAGCUUUAGACUUCCUUGAUCGUCUUCUUCGUUAUGACCACUACGAACGCUACACAGCGCGUGAAGCUAUGGAUCAUCCAUACUUUUAUCCUAUUGUGAAGGAACAAGGCAGAAUGGUGUCCUCUAACUCUCCAACCCCUAAUUCAUUGCAAGGACCAAUAAACUCAGCAGAAUAAUAGUUGUUAUAAAGACUAAUUCAUUCUUUAUAUCCUAUGUAUUAAAUAUUUACUUAUACAACAAGAUUCCAGAAGAUACAUGGCAUGACAUGAAGACUGCCAGUGUAACACACUCAGUGAUGUCACCCUUGGUCAACUCCGCUAAACUAUUGCCAAUGUUUGAAAAUGCUUGUGACAUGAAAAUACACUUUUGGAGAGACAAUAUAAUUUAGUGUUUAAAAAUAGUAAAUCUGGUUUAAAAUUAUUUUAAAAGUGUUAAAACCUGUGGUAUACAGUUCAUGCAGAAUGGAUUUACUACGUCUUAAGUGAAAUGAAAUAGGCUUAACAUUCUUUGUUACAACAUACCAUUUGUGAAUUUCAAAUUUAACAAACAGAAUGAUGAUGUAAAAUAUUUAUUUUUUACAUGAAGUAAAAAGAAGGAACUUACUGUGGUUCAUUACUCUGUUCGUUGCACUUGAUCUUUUGCAUUUAACUAUGGUAUUGAUGAUAUUGUAAUUAUUUGUAUAAAUAACACUUGCAUACCAUUUGCGAAUAUUUGGUUAAAAGCUUAUUGGUUGGUAUAUUAUUAUUUAAAAUUUUGUAUUUAUGUAAUAGAAAUAAUAUGUAGAUAUGUGUGAUAUAAAUACAAAAUUUUAAUAUGAUUAAAUUAAUCGUUUUCUUUUAAUUACUUAGUUGUUUUUUUAUGAGGGAGACCAGUAACACUGUUUUAGUAAGACGUCGAAUUAAUAAAUUAAUCUUGUUUCUAUAUUGCUAUGUUCUUAGUAAGUUACGUUAGCCGUCUUUAUACAUAUAGAAUAAAGAAACAAUUCAGCUAAAAAGUCUCUUCAAUUUUAUGUGAGCCUUGUUGAUCAUACCUAUAUGAUAUGUGAUGAUACCUAAUUUCUAUUAGUUUCAAUAAACUGUUUCUGAAUUUAAAA